AUGCCAGUGUCAGCAACACCAACCACCGCCUCUCACCAGCGCGGGAGAUCGCAGGACAACCUCCCGCCAGACUCGAGGCUUUCAACUCAUUCAUCAUCCUCUCAUCAUCCUGAUGUCUUGUCCAACUCGCGCUCCAUGUCCGGAAGCUCUUCCAUUUCGGACAGGUCAGAUCGUCUGCCGUCCACGUCGCCCUCUUCCCCUUUGCUCUCUGCGCGUAGACCUAGCACCGCUAGAUCAGAAGCCUCGGCAAAGUUGAAAGCCACCCUCUCAGCCGCCUCUUCCGACAAGUCGUUGGCUCAGCGCACUGCUCCCGCUGGACGCUCCGCAAGCGUCUCCAAUCAUGACCGUGCUCAAAAUGCCACUUCGUCCAUCUCUGCAUCUGUCUCUGCAUCUGCCUCUAGCCCCACUCCGCGUCGUCCAUCAUCUGGUCCAGACAGUGCCCACCUUCAACCUCCACCAAGCUCUUCCACCCUGGACGAAUCCAUCUCCAACCAUUCCAUCAAUGCGUUUCGCACCGAUGCCGCCAACCUCCCAGCCAUCCCGGUACAGGCUUACACCCACAGCCCAAACCAACCAGGUCCAAACGGCGUCCAUCCUCUCUUCAACGAACCCGAAGCUCUGAAAUCAUUUGCAACUCCCUACCUUUCAUCUCAGACGAGCGCCAACCCUGCUCCCCUUUCAACGUCCCAAGCGCCGUUACCCACCGCCACCGCUUCCCCCAACGGCCGCGUGCGUUCCCACACAGCUGCUCCUGCCAAUGCCGCCCCGUCCCCUUCCAGCUACACCGCCAAUGGUUACAACUUUUCACAGAACGGCUCUCGCAGCAUGCGCACAAGUCCUCAGAUGCGUGCCUUGUCGCACCACAAUCACGCCCUCGUGCCUUCCCUUCAAGCUCUCGGUGCCGGCAUUCUCACCUACCCCAACCCCGCCAACAACGCCAACGCUACCAACGCUACCAACGCUAACAACGCCGUCCCAACCAUCCCAGCUACGAGCCCCAGCAGUCAUUCGCACUCCCAUUCCGGCCCGCACUGGGAGCGCCACACCAGCGAGCUCACCAACUGCAUCGUCGCUUUCCUAUCCCCCAUCCUCCCCACCGAGGAAGAGUACAGAAUCAAAGAGGCCACACGCCGUCAGCUCGAGCGACUCGCCAAUCGUGUCAGUCCCGGCGCCAAGCUCCUCGCUUUCGGUUCCAUGGCCAACGGCUUUGCUCUUCGCAACUCGGACAUGGACCUCUGCUGCUUGAUGGGAAAGCGCGACGACGCUCAGCCAACUCCCCAGCACACCGCCUCCGAGCUUGUAGAGAUUCUUGGUCAGCUCAUCCGAGAAGAGACCGACUUCACCGUCAUGCCUCUACCAAAAGCCAGGAUCCCUAUCAUCAAGAUCAGCCGCUCCCCCACCGCCGACCUGCCCUACGAGAUUGCCUGCGACAUUGGCUUUGAAAACCGACUUGCGCUCGAAAACACGCGUCUACUGCUCAGCUACGCCAUGGUCGACCCGCAACGCCUUCGCACUCUCGUCCUCUUCCUCAAGGUGUGGGCCAAGCGCAGAAAACUCAAUUCGCCGUACAUGGGCACCCUCUCGUCGUACGGCUAUACGCUCAUGGUCCUCUUCUUUCUCACGCAUGUCAAGAAGCCAGCUGUGCUGCCCAACCUCCAACGCGUGCCCCCGACACGCCCCAUGAAGCCCGAAGAGAUGGAGCUCAACGGCAACAACAUCUACUUUUACGAUGACGUCGCAGCGCUGCGCAAGUCGUGGAGCUCCCAGAAUACCGAGAACGUCGGCGAACUGCUCGUCGACUUUUUCCGCUACUUCAGCAAGGAGUUUAGCUAUGCGCGAGAUGUGAUUUCUCUGAAAUCAGAGACUGGAUUGUUGUCCAAGGACAGCAAGAGCUGGAACGCCGAGCUCUGCAUCGAAGACCCUUUCCAAGAGGGAUACAACGUCUCCCGCACCGUCACCAAGGACGGCCUUUACACCAUCCGCGGCGAGUUUAUUCGUGCCAGCCGCUUACUCACCAACACGCGCGGCCAGAAGAUAUCGGUUCUCAUCGCCGAGCUGUGCGAGGAGCGCGAGGACAGCCUCAGCCGUGCUCCUGAUGGGCCCACUCCUCUGCAGCACUAUGCGUACAAUUCACAUCUAGCUAUGGCUCCAGGAAACGGCGCUAACUUCUACGGUGCAGGCCCAGCUGGUGGCCGUCACUAUCGAGACACGUACGGCACCCAUCGACGCUACGAUGCUAGCAGCAUCAGUGGGUAUGGCGGCAGUUUUGCCUUUGAGCAGAUGGCACGCGGGCUUGGUCAGGGAGUCGCGUACCCGCCUACGGCUGCGAUGCUGGCACCGCUAUCGCGUACACAUGGACUAAGCCCCAAACCGCAGCCGCCGCGCUUUGCGGCCGCCGCAGCUGCCAACAUGCACAACGCCGCAGAGGCAGGGGCGUCGUUCAGCUCGGCUCAAAGCGACUCGGGCGGCUAUGCUCCGCUCGACUUCACAAGAGCCAGCAUCGGCCAUGCUUCGGCGCGUACUUCGCCCUCGUUCAAACACGCUGUUCCUGCGGGAUUCUCGUCAAACGGAGCUGGCGCUCAAGAAGCUUUUGCGUACGGCGCAGAGAUCAGCUUUGGUGCUCCGGCGCUGGCUUCCACUCGCGACGAUCUGGGCAGCACGCCGCGCGGAAAGACAUCUCGCUCGUUCUCCGAGACGCUGAAUCGGUCCAAGUCGUUGCCUCGCGCUGCUGUCUUGGCGAAUGGUGGUCAUCACCGGUCUCAACCGGCCGGUAACGCUGCUGCUAUGUCAUUGGCGCCUCAUGCGCAUACCGUAGCUGGAUCGAUACCCACGCCUGCGCCAGCCACGUUCUACGAGUCGGGUUCACCGCAGUCGCUUGCGCCGGCGGAGCUCGAGUCGCGGAUGGCCACACUGUCGGUACAGCAGGCGGCGGGAGCAUCGACGUCGGGUGCAGAACCGGGACGGCGCAGGUUGUCCAACUCAAGCCAAGCCUCUUCGUCGGCGCACUUUGACAGUAACAGCGCCAGCGCUAGCACUCGGCAUUGCUCAUCGGCGAGCUCGCCAUGGUCGUUGGGGCCUGCAGUUGUGGAGGGUAGGCGGGCGUCGCACCCACAGCACCAGGCGGAUACGCACACGCUGGUGCAAGAGUAUCUGCGACGAGCAGCUCAACUCGGUACGGAGCCAAUGCUGUCUAUCGAUGCGGACAAGCUGGCGCUGCGGGUGCAAGAUGAUGGGGACGAUGAAGAGGCAUGCUCGGUGAUCAGUGAGGCGACGCUGGACGAACUGGCGCGACUGUCAGAGUUGGACGACGUCGAGUCGGCUGCGAGUCCUGAAUGGCGUGCUGCCGAGGCGUCGGGGGAGAACGUGGCUCCAUCCCCGCCGACGAGUUCGCUUCGGUUGCCAGAAUCGAUCUUGCAACAGGCCAAGCGCAGGAAGGCUCAGCAGCACAAGCAGGUCGCAGCGGCGGCAGCAGCAGCGGCGACCAGUGGCAUCGCCAGGAAGGAUCGUGAGAGCGCAACGAGAUAG
This is a messenger RNA of Mycosarcoma maydis (corn smut), 3525 nucleotides long. RefSeq lists its product as uncharacterized. Gene Ontology annotation, molecular function: nucleotidyltransferase activity. Bases 1 to 3525 code for a protein of 1174 amino acids. The transcript has a single exon. Lineage: Eukaryota; Fungi; Basidiomycota; Ustilaginomycetes; Ustilaginales. Gene Ontology annotation, biological process: RNA 3'-end processing. The record is from RefSeq and is a predicted model, not a curated record.